UGCACCCCGUCAAAACACAUGCCGCUGCAGCUUGCCGAGUGUUUCCAGAUGACAUCCUUCAGUCAUGGCUUGUUCUUGUCCCUGCGCUUGGCUUGUCGUGGAACGCGGAGAACGCACAAAUGUGCAUAUAGCACUUCCUGGAGGAAGCCAAACCAGAUUCAGCGCUUUUGCUCCAGUUCUUCUCCUUUCACACCAGACUGCCAGAGCAGAAGCACGGAGCAUUCGUCUUUGUCCGCUGACCAAGAACCACACACUCCGGUCCUGCUGAAAGAGGUCCUGCAGUUCACGGACAUUAAACCAGGCCAGGUCGUCUUAGAUAUGACGUUCGGUGGUGGAGGUCACAGCAAGGCCAUCCUGAGGUCUGUGCCAGGUGUGACCUUGGUGGCUGUGGAUCGUGAUCCUGUGGCGUUCGGCUUUGCGCAGCAGCUUGCAGAGGAAUACCCGGGCCAGGUCAAGCCUGUUCUUGGGCGUUUCAGUGAAUUAAAGGACCUGCUCGUCGGGCUUGGACUGGGAAACAGAAGUGUGGAUGCUGCCUUGUUGGAUGCUGGCUGCUCAUCAAUGCAGAUGGACAUGGCAGAGAGGGGCUUUUCUCUCAGGAAGGAUGGACCACUGGACAUGAGAAUGGAUGGAGACAGGUACCCCGGCAUGCCCUGCGCGGCUGACGCCGUCAGCGCUUUAGAUCAGCGGGCGCUUGCGUGUGUGCUGGCUGCGUACGGGGAGGAGCAACACGCCAAGAAAAUCGCGGCGGCCAUCGUGCAGGCACGCAGCCUGUAUCCCAUCAGCCGGACGCAGCAACUGGCCAGCAUUGUCGCAGGUGCGUUCCCAGCUAGCGCCCUUUACGCCCGCCGUGAUCGCCUGCAGAGACCCUCGCAUGUGGCCACUAAAACCUUCCAGGCGCUGCGUAUUUUUGUGAACGACGAACUGAACGAGCUUGUAGCGGGACUCCAGGCGGCUCAGGACCUCCUCCGGCCUGGCGGUCGCCUCUGCGUCCUCACAUUCCACUCGCUAGAGGACCGCAUCGCUAAGCGCUUCCUCAGAGGAGAGGAUCUCAGCGCCCCGCCUCGCCGCAGCAUCCGCCAGAGGGCGCGCGCCCACCUCCAGAGGAAACUAGAGGAAGAGGAUGACGACGAUGCAGAGGAAGAGGAAGGAGGCAGGGAGAGCGUCCACUGGGUCAGACUGCAGAGGAAAGUCGUGCUUCCCAGUAAGGAGGAGGUCGAGGAGAAUCCGAGAGGAAGAUCGGCUAAGCUUAGAGCAGCCGUGAGGCGAUAGGCAGAGCUUCUGAUCCUGAACUUUGACAGAAAAGAGAGGCUUUCACUGAGAUUACCAUCAGUGAUUAUAGAGUACAUAGAGUGCAGAGUACAAACUAGUCUGCUCUUGACAGCAGCCAAACUCUUCAAAGGUCUUCAGAGUGAAAUGGAUUUUUGCCUGGUAGAAAAAUUCAAUGGUUAAAUAAUUGUAAUUUAUGGUGAAUUAGUGUGUUAUGUAAAUACAAUUGACACUUUUUAUAGUGUGUGUGGGGACGAAAGGUAUGACGUGCUGAGCAGUAAGCUUUUAUAAGACCUGCCAUUAUUGUAAUUGCAGUAACAUAGGUUCAGAUCAAACACACUAUAUUCUUUUCAGCUCAAUGCCAUAUUAUAUAAAUGGAUCUCUUUUGUCCAGGCGCAAGGGUAAUUUGCUGAUAUAACACCUGUGUAUUGCUUACUUGGCUCUGCGGUUAUGCUUAGUUGCCUUUUUUCAUUUGGUAUUUCCAAAUUGGACUCAGGACCCGGACUCACAGACUGCAUUGCUGCACUCGGGCUUGUUUUCUACGUAACAAACACAAACAGGCUACCAAACGUGAACAAGGCGUACACUACGUGAUGCGUCUGAAUAGCAGCGGGUUAUUUCUACCGCUAAAUUAUUGAUGCGAGAUCUAUGAUCGUAUGUCAUUAUGGAGACGUCACUGUCCUGCGUGAGAGCGGUGAUAUGAUGCACGCUCAGUUUGAUAAUGAAUAAGAAGAGGGUAUUCGAUGCGAGGUCACAGCAGCACAUCUAGGCAUGUGCAUGAGCGAAAUGAAAUUACCGUCACGAAAAUACAGACGUGGACAACCUGCUCAUUCAUGUGGUCUUUGUGUUGGCACCAGAAACUGCUGAUUCCAUGUGUUUUUCAGGCACAACAGGUUCUAGAGUUCACACAGAGUAGAGGUCACAUUCAGUGUUUUACAGGAAUGCUAUAGUAGCUCUAUACAGCCGUGUUGAGCAGAAAAGCAUCUCAGAAUGCACAGCAAACCUUGAGGUAAACAGCAGAAGGACACCAUCAGGUUCCACUCUCAGAAGCCCAAAACAGGAAACUGAGGCUGAGAGUGGACAUAUUUCCCGUCUGUAACUGUCCAGUUUGACCAUUUUCUACAUCAAAUUGAUGAAAUAUGUUCAUGGCAAAAUAUAUAGAACCCAAUUUUGGCCAUCUGUUUUCCUUUUUCUCAUGUUUUCUACCCUAUUACAUCCCUCCCUUCAGUUCAUUUCAGCAUGACUAGGUGUUCCAGUCAAAUUGAUUCUCACACUUUUUUUUUUUUUUUUAAUAAACAGGAUCUU
Hemibagrus wyckioides is the source of this 2571-nucleotide messenger RNA. It is a transcript of the gene mettl15, whose product is annotated as methyltransferase 15, mitochondrial 12S rRNA N4-cytidine. The transcript is spliced from 6 exons. The record is from RefSeq and is a predicted model, not a curated record. NCBI's taxonomy places the organism in Eukaryota, Metazoa, Chordata, Actinopteri, Siluriformes, Bagridae. Gene Ontology annotation, biological process: rRNA base methylation. Bases 19 to 1269 code for a protein of 416 amino acids. Gene Ontology annotation, molecular function: rRNA (cytosine-N4-)-methyltransferase activity.